Messenger RNA from Laetiporus sulphureus 93-53, 696 nucleotides. RefSeq names its product exosome complex exonuclease RRP40. The record is from RefSeq and is a predicted model, not a curated record. The transcript has 4 exons. Bases 1 to 696 code for a protein of 231 amino acids. Gene Ontology annotation, cellular component: cytoplasmic exosome (RNase complex); nuclear exosome (RNase complex). Gene Ontology annotation, biological process: exonucleolytic trimming to generate mature 3'-end of 5.8S rRNA from tricistronic rRNA transcript (SSU-rRNA, 5.8S rRNA, LSU-rRNA); U4 snRNA 3'-end processing; TRAMP-dependent tRNA surveillance pathway. NCBI's taxonomy places the organism in Eukaryota, Fungi, Basidiomycota, Agaricomycetes, Polyporales, Laetiporaceae. Gene Ontology annotation, molecular function: RNA binding.
AUGACGCUCGUCUUGCCCGGAGAACAAAUUCUUGCAGAACAGGUCAACGUCAAAAGGCUCGGUCCUGGCCUCGAGCAGCUCUUCAGCUCCGAUGGAGAGUCGUACAUCAUGUCGACUCGCGCUGGCGAGCUCAAGCAUAUCACGAAGCGAAAGGAGUGGUUCGUAGAUAGUAACUCUCGACGGUACAUCCCGAGCGCGAAUGAGGCGGUCGUUGGGAUGGUCAUCUCCCGCAGUGGAGAGAACUGGAGGGUGGACAUCGAUUCUGCGCAUAUGGCGGCUCUGGACGGGCUCGCAUUCGAGGGGGCCACAAAACGGAAUAGACCCAACUUGAAGGUCGGGUCGCUGCUUUACGCCCGAGUGUCGCUCGCACACAAAGAUAUGGAACCAGAAUUGGAAUGCUUCGACGCACAGACUCACAAAGCGGAAGGCUUUGGAGAGCUCAAAGGCGGUUUUCUCGUCCAAUGCAGUCUCAAGAUGUGUCGACUACUGUUGGACCCAAAGCAUUUCCUACUCCCUCUCCUAGGCUCGAAAUUCCCGCUUGAAACUGCCGUCGGGUUGAAUGGACGCGUGUGGGUGAAUGCACAGGAUGCAAAACACAUCAUUGCCGUCUCUCGGUGCAUCGAAGCUGUAGACCCCGAUGGGGGCGGGAUGGACGAGGCCGGGGUGAAGAAAUUCUUGGGUACACUGGAUAUCUGA